Coffea arabica (coffee) is the source of this 2028-nucleotide messenger RNA. The record is from RefSeq and is a predicted model, not a curated record. NCBI's taxonomy places the organism in Eukaryota, Viridiplantae, Streptophyta, Magnoliopsida, Gentianales, Rubiaceae.
AUGUCAAUUGGGGAGGCCACUGCAGCGCCUCCUGUCACCUUGCCUCAGCGAGACGCGGUGAUUCCCCAUGGGCAGGGCCAAACUCAAGGGAUUUCGCAGACGGGGACCCAAGCGAAUGCGGUGAUGCAUGAAGACAGGGAAGCUGUGGCGCUUGAACUUCCUGCCCCGGAAAGACAGCCGGGGCCUCCUCAUGAGGUGGAGGAGCAAAGUCGAGCUGCGCAUUGCCCACAGGCAGACCCGGCUCCUACGCCAAUUCAGGAGUUGGUAAUAGAGCUGGAGGGAGAAGGGAGCGGCCUGGGCAAUCGUUUUGAAGUCCUUAGUACGCUAGGGGAAAGCUGUGGGGUGGCUGGGACAUUAGAGGCUGUCCGUGCUUCCUCAUCUCCAACGUCCUCCCAAGGAGAGGCACACGUGUCAUUAGAGGAGCUUCAACUUUUUAACCAGGAGAACGCCACCCAAGCGGAGCUUCCUGCUAGUUUUGGAAAAGAGGCCAAACAGGACCCGAAGGAUACCCAAGGUGCGGACAUCAAGAGGAAGCCCAUGUCUGAGGUUAAGCAUUUAGACGUGGUCCAUAGAAGGCUAAAGCUAGACCACGGGAACUCGUUCUUAAACGGUAAGGUGUGGUGUUUAUGGAGCGGGACUCUCAAGCUCUCUUUUCAGGAGGGUGAAGAUCAAGUUGUGCAUGGUGGACUCACGUUCCAGUCUAGCGAGACUAUUUCUGUUUCGGCGGUCUAUGCAAAGUGCACUAGAGUGGGGAGACGGCUCCUCUGGAGCUGCUUGGAGGGCUUCAGUAGGGGGAGGAGUGAGCCGUGGAUCAUAGCGGGGGAUUUUAAUGUGAUCGCGUCCUCGGAAGAGUGGAGAGGGGGCCGUCCAGCUAAUGGCACUAACAUGGACGAGUUCAAUUCAUCCAUGUUCACGUGCGGACUCUCCCCAGUUGACUUUGAUGGGUGUCCCUUCACCUGGACGAAUGGCAAGAUUUGGCAGCGUUUGGACAAGGCUCUCAUUAAUGCCCGAUGGGCGGCGGCAUAUCCAGUCACAAGAGUCUCUCACCUUCCCCGGGGUCGGUCUAAUCAUGCGCCUCUCUUGAUCAAAGCGGGGACGGGAUCGCCAGUUUCGCCCUCUUUCAGGUAUCUAAACGUGUGGCAUCGGCACCACACCUUCUGGGAAACGGUGUCAACAGUCUGGCAAGGGUCGGGCUCAGGUGUCGGGAUGCAACUGUUCUACUCCAAGAUGUCGUCCCUUCGAACUCAGCUGAGGAAGUGGAACAAGGAGGAAUUCGGGAAUAUCUUUGCUCGAGGUCAGUCAGCAGAGGUUACAUACAAACAACGGGAAGCAGAGUUCGACUCAACAGGCGACGUUUCCGCGAUGACCCGUUUACAUGAGGCAAGGGCCAUGUACCUAAGAGAAUUGUCAGUGGAAUGUGAGUUCUGGAGGCAAAAGGCAGCGAUGCGGUGGAUCAAGGAGGGGGAUGCGAACACAUCCUUCUUCCACUCAGUGGUCCAACAGAGAAGAAACUCCAACUAUGUCGCACGGGUUAAAGAUGAAGCUCUGGGCUGGAUCCAGGACACGGGCGACAUUCAAGCUUCAGCAGUGCGGUUUUUCUCGGCAUUAUUCCAAUCCAGUGGGUACGUCCCUCCUCCCACUCUGCCCCAAGAGUUGCCUAGAGUUUCGGCGGAAGAGGACGCGGGGUUACGGCAUUUACCGGAUCUGGAAGAGAUCCGAGCAGUGGUGUUCGCUAUGGAUGCAAAUAGCGCUCCGGGGCCAGACGGGUUUGGGGCGGGUUUCUAUCAACAGUGCUGGGAGAUCAUCAAAACAGAUCUACUUGGGGCAGUGCAGGAUUUUUUUAAGGGAGUGCAGCAACCCAGGGGCUUCUCUAGCGCGUUACUGGUAUUGAUCCCAAAGACGGAGGGGGCCUGUCAGUGGAAGGACUUCAGACCAAUUAGCCUUUGUAACACGAGUUCCAAGAUCAUAUCGAAGAAUCUGGAAAAUCGAUUGGGGAGUCUGCUACCCAAGCUCAUUUCGCCGUGGUAG